Messenger RNA from Nomascus leucogenys (northern white-cheeked gibbon), 1441 nucleotides. Its product is annotated as melanoma-associated antigen B6-like. Gene Ontology annotation, cellular component: nucleus. Gene Ontology annotation, biological process: negative regulation of transcription by RNA polymerase II. The record is from RefSeq and is a predicted model, not a curated record. NCBI's taxonomy places the organism in Eukaryota, Metazoa, Chordata, Mammalia, Primates, Hylobatidae.
AUGCCUCGGGGUCACAAGAGUAAGCUCCGUGCCCGUGAGAAAUGCCAAGAGACCCAUGGUCAGCCGCGGGGUCUCACAGGUCCCCAGGCCACUGCAGAGAAGCAGGAAGAGUCCCACUCUUCCUCAUCCUCUUCUCACCUUUGUCUGGGUGAUUGUCGUAGGUCUUCUGAUGCCUCCGUUCCUCAGGAGUCUCAGGGAGCGCCACCCACUGGGUCUCCUGAUGCAGUUGUUUCAUAUUCAAAAUCUGAUGUGGCUGCCAACCGCCAAGAUGAGAAAAGUCCAAGCACCUCCCGUGAUGCCUCCGUUCCUCAGGAGUCUCAGGGAGCUUCACCCACUGGCUCUCCUGAUGCAGGUGUUUCAGGCUCAAAAUAUGAUAUGGCUGCCAAGGGUGAAGAUGACCAAAGUGUAAGCGCCUCACAGAAAGCCAUCAUUUUUAAGCACUUAAGGCAAGAUCCUGUAAAGAAGAAGGCGUGCACGUUGGUGCAAUUCCUGCAGGAGAAGUUUGAGAAGAAAGAACCCAUUUUGAAGGCAGACAUGCUGAAGCGUGUCGGCAGACAGUACAAGCCGUGCUUCCCUGAGAUCCUCAACAGAACCUCCGAACAUUUGGCGGUGGCCUUUGGCGUGGAAUUGAAAGAAACGGAUUCCAGCGGCGAGUCCUACACCCUUGUCAGCAAGCUGGGCCUCUCCAGUGAAGGAAUUCUGAGUGGUGAUAAUGCGCUGCCGAAGUCGGGUCUCCUGAUGUCGCUCCUGUGUGUGAUCUUCAUGAACGGCAACCGUGCCACUGAAGAGGAGGUCUGGGAGUUCCUGGGUGUGUUGGGGAUAUAUGAUGGGAUCCUGCACUCAAUCUAUGGGGAUGCUCGGAAGAUCAUUACUGAAGAUUUGGUGCAAGAUAAGUACGUGCUUUACCGGCAGGUGCACAACAGUGAUCCUCCACGCUAUGAGUUCCUGUGGGGUCCACGAGCCACUGCUGAAACCACCAAGAUGAGAGUCCUGCGUGUUUUGGCCGAGAGCAAUAACACCAGUCCCGGUUUAUACCCACAUAUGUAUGAAGAUGCUUUGAUAGAUGAGGUAGAGAGAGCACUGAGACUGAGAGCUUAAGGCAGGGCUGGCACUGUUCCCUUGGCCAGGGCACCUUAUGGGGCCACAUCCUACAGAUCCUCCCAUUUCUAGGGAGGUCUGAAGUAGAAUUUUCGCUUUAUGUUAGAAGAGAGUAGUGAGCCUUCUAAGUAGUGCAGUGUAGUAGAGGCUGGAGGGAACAAGAUAUGUAUCUUUCUUUUGUCUUGUUACACAUGAGUAACUUGUAGAUUUCUGUUUUAUCUCUUUGUCAAUUAUCAACAUUGUUCCUCUUAAGUGAAGGUUUAUUUUGCUUCAGAUUAUACAAUUAUCAAUAACAUAGCUCUCACAUUCAUGGCUGUUUAACCAAUCUGAAAGUUACGGUUUG